Molecule: messenger RNA, 456 nt
Organism: Neospora caninum
Lineage: Eukaryota; Apicomplexa; Conoidasida; Eucoccidiorida; Sarcocystidae
Exons: 3
Coding region: 1-456 (151 amino acids)
Source: RefSeq, a predicted model, not a curated record
AUGUCGCAGGGUGAGAGCGUCUACACAGAUCGAUACACAAGUCAGGAAACCUUUGAGCCUCGAAGCCCAGAGGAGAUUGCCACGUUAUGUAGGGCGUGGGAGUACUACGUCCACCCCCGGGCGAAAGAAUUCUGGCAGACAUCGGAGGCUCGAAUGGAAAUCUUGAAGAAGAUUGCCGCAGGCGUGCACCGCGACUAUGAUCCCGUCCUGGGUGAUGAUCGACAGUGUGUGAUUUGGUACGGAGAUUUGAGCGAGGAUGACCACCUCCCUGUCAUUCGGAUGGUCAAGCCUGGUGAAUCGCAGGAAUCCCAGACCUACGUCAACCGAACCCUCGUUUUCCUCUAUGCAGACGAGGAAAGUUUCAACGAGCUCCAGGAAAAGCCCAAGAAGGCUUUUACGAUGGCGUGUGGGAAUCCGAUGUGUGUCAACCUUACACAUAUCGCCUUGGACGAGUAA